AUGAAGCUAUCCAUUAAGAAACCCAUCACCUCCCUCAAAAAGUGGUAUCGCACCACUGGCGAGAAGACUAUCAACAAAGCGCAAACCUUCCCCAUCAAGAACUCUCCCGAUCAAGACGCUUUUAACGAAGUCGACAAAAUCAGCGACGGAGUAGAGUCUCUUCAUGACUCAGAAGAUGAAAGCGCCAACACCAGCGCCAGCAUCAGCGACGAAGUUGAGUCUCUUCACGCCUCUGACGAUGAAAACCCCUACCCCGAAAGUCCCAUCAUCUACAACGGCGGCCAGUAUUUCGACGCAGAAGACUACUUCUACCACGACAAUGGAAAAUACUUCGAAAAGGCGCUGCGACCGGAGAAGAAGCCGAAGCCUCCUCAGCCCAAGAUCGACGCCUACCUCUUGAACGAACUACACAUCGCGAUGCACGGACACAAGGACCCAGAGGUCAUCCAGAUGGAGAACUACGUCAAGGCAAUCAACGAGCAGGAUGACGCGCCACUGAAGCCCGCGAGACCUUAG
Messenger RNA from Fusarium graminearum PH-1, 516 nucleotides. RefSeq lists its product as uncharacterized. The record is from RefSeq and is a predicted model, not a curated record. Bases 1 to 516 code for a protein of 171 amino acids. The transcript has a single exon. Lineage: Eukaryota; Fungi; Ascomycota; Sordariomycetes; Hypocreales; Nectriaceae.